Messenger RNA from Zingiber officinale, 2546 nucleotides. RefSeq names its product cocosin 1-like. Gene Ontology annotation, molecular function: nutrient reservoir activity. The transcript has 4 exons. The coding region runs from base 978 to 2474 and encodes 498 amino acids. Lineage: Eukaryota; Viridiplantae; Streptophyta; Magnoliopsida; Zingiberales; Zingiberaceae. The record is from RefSeq and is a predicted model, not a curated record.
GGUCUACUAGAUUAAUAAAUUGUUCGGGUAUGUAACUUUGUUUCUAUUAUAUCUUUUGUUCUAAAUGCUGUUUUUUUUUUCAACAUUUAUAUUCUUUUCCUGAUGACUUCUAAAGAAAUAACUUUUACUACAUUUGAUUUCAAGAUAGAUAUGGAAAAUACCAACGUCCAUAAUUGUUAUGUAUAAAUUAAUAUUCCUAUUUUGUUCAUGAUUGAUUUUUUUUUUUGUUUUAUGAUAUAGGCAUUCUUUCUGAGUUAAAUGUAUUAUGAUUUCAAUUUUUAUAAUGAUGAUCAUUCAAUCUUGUCUUAGUCUGUUAAUGAAAGAUAGUAAGUAAUUAAGGUAUCAUUACUAAGGUAAGAAGUGAAUGGGUAAAGUUGAACUUCUAAAUCAAAGUCAUAUGCAUCUUCAAAAACUCAAUAUUACACAAAGUUAAUGUUGUUCUAUAUUAAAAAAUAAAUCAUGCAUCUCUAUUAAAUGAUAAAAUGUAAGAACAUAAGACAACAUCUAGGAAUUGUUUGUAGAAUUACUCAGAAAAUUAUCUCUCUCAUGUUUAUUUUUUUUUGUUUUUGGAGAAUUGUUUUAGUGACUUUUAGAGAAUUAUUUUAAAUGUCUACAGUGCAGCAUAUUCUUGUUUUUCUUAGCAUUAUCAUGAGUUUGCUUGGAACAUGUCUUUGAGGUCAUACUUUGAUGCAUAUUCAUCAAAGAGCUAUAAUGGAGUUGGGUUGAGUUGAGCUGAAAACUUACUUGUCAUCCAGCUUCACAUGUUCUUUGCGAGAGGAAGUUGGGCUCUCAACUGACGCACAUUGUGCGCUUGUAUACCAGACCAUGACACGCGGAUGAAUGCUUUCAGAGACAAGUCUGAGGAGCUGUAACCAUCCACCAAACCCUUCCAAAGCCUCCAAAACAGAGAGCUGUCUUUUUGAGCUUAUAAAUAUCACACGCACCCUCUCCCAGCACUUCACACAGUGCACCGAGCCAUGACAACUCUCAUUCUUCUCUCCCUCGCUCUGUGCCUCGUUCUCCCUCACGCCUCCCUCGCGCAGCAGGGCUUAGGCGAGCCGUGGGUGGCCCAGCGCCGCCUCGGCUACCGGAGCCAAUGCCAGCUCGAGCGCCUCACCGCCCUUGAGCCCACUCGCCGCGUGCCGUCCGAGGCUGGCUUCACCGAGUACUUCGACCAGUACAACGAGCAGUUCCAAUGCGCCGGGGUGGCGGCGCAACGUCGGACCAUCCAACCCAAGGGCCUCCUGUUGCCUUCUUUCUCCAACGCCCCUACCUUGACCUACAUUGUCCAAGGAAGGGGCAUCACGGGCACGGUGAUCCCUGGUUGUCCGGAGACAUUCCAAUCUCCGCAACAAGGCUUCGAGCAACAACUGGAAGAGGAAGUUGCAGGCCAAAGCCAACAGUUCCGAGACGAGCACCAAAGGAUACAAUUCUUCCGUGAAGGUGAUGUCAUUGCAUUGCCUGCCGGUGUCGCACACUGGUGCUACAACAACGGUGAAGUCCCGGUUGUAACCAUUACUGUGUCUGACCCCAGCAGCAAUGCCAACCAACUCGAUCGCCAACAUCGGGAGUUUUUGUUGGCGGGUAGAGAGAAGCGAUCGCAGGAAGAAAGUGCAGAAACAGAAGAGAGAUUCCGACAACAUAUGGGGAAGAACCUCCUAAGCGGCUUUGAGCUUGAACUUCUUGCCGAAGCUCUUGGAGUCGAUAAGCAAGUGGUACGAAGAGUUCAAAGCCAAAAUGAUAACAGAGGUGAAAUCGUUCGUGUGGAGAGAGGGCUUCAGGUGCUGCAACCAUCACGAAGGAGUACUGAACAAGAAGCACAGGAGCAAGAGAGGGAGGAAAGAGAACAAGCUCAAGAGUCGAGGGAAUGCCCGUACCAAUCCAAUGGAUUGGAGGAGGCUUACUGUACUUUGAAGAACAAGCAAAACAUUGGUAAUCCAGUAAGGGCUGACUUCUACAAUCCACGAGCUGGAAGACUGACCACUCUCAAUAGUCAGAAACUCCCUAUCCUCCGGUUCAUCCAAUUGAGCGCCGAAAAAGGAGUUCUCCGACGGAACGCCAUCAUCGCGCCUCAUUGGCGCAUCAAUGCUCAUAGCGUCAUCUAUGCGUUGACAGGAAGCUGCCGCAUGCAAGUCGUGGGUCACCGAGGUCGAACUGUGUUUGACGGCGAGCUCCGCCAAGGGCAGCUGGUGGUGGUUCCUCAGCACCAUGUGGUGAUCAAGAAAGCUCAAAGCGAGCAGUUCGAGUGGAUCACGUUCAAUACUCACGAAAACGCUAUAGCGAACCACGUCGUGGGGAAGACGUCGUCUCUCCGUGGAUUACCGGUAGAGGUGCUCAUGAACUCGUAUAACAUCUCGAGGGAGGAAGCCAGGAGGCUCAAAUUCAAUAGGGGGAAUGAGAUGUUCAUCUUUAGCCCGAGGUUCGAGAGAGAGCAGCAGAGUAAUAAUGUGCUCAAAACUGUCACAGAAAACUAAAAGGGAGAGCGACCAGUCUAUUUUCUACUUCCUGCUCAAAUAAAUAAAUAAAGUCCAGUAACCUUCGUAUCA